AUGAACCCACAGAGAAUCAUCGAAUUGCAAAAGCUCUACCAAUCCUCGGACAAACGUUUGUGGUUGCGCGGAAAGCACUCCAAGUUUGUGGUGUUCCCAUUCUAUGCUUUGUUCACUGUGAGCACUGUUUUUCCAUUGUACUACACUGGACGGGCUAUUCUCGGCAUCAAGGACGAGUAA
Messenger RNA from Meyerozyma guilliermondii ATCC 6260, 180 nucleotides. It is a transcript of the gene COX7, whose product is annotated as cytochrome c oxidase subunit VII. The record is from RefSeq and is a predicted model, not a curated record. NCBI's taxonomy places the organism in Eukaryota, Fungi, Ascomycota, Pichiomycetes, Serinales, Debaryomycetaceae. The transcript has a single exon. Bases 1 to 180 code for a protein of 59 amino acids.